CAUCCUCCGAAAAUCAAUUCGGACGUCACAGCCGAAAGAAGAAAGCCACCUCUGUUUCGUCCUCUUUGGGAUCCUGCGUAUGCCAACAGUUUACCCAAAACCCAAAAUUCUACUUUGAAUUCUCUUUUCCAAUUUGAAAAGAAAGAAAACUCAAAAUUGGAGCCAAAAACUCAAACGAAAAAGAAAAAACCCCAAGACGCAACCUGUGAAUGUGAAAGGAGGAGAUUCUUUCUUCACCAAAACAAAUUUUGGUCUUUCAAAGGCUGAUUGGUGGGGACCGAGACCAACCAUUGAUGCGCAUGCGCUCACUUGGCCAACUGAUUAGUAUGAAGCAACAGCACUAUAGCCCUACACAGUUCCGUGAUGGAUGAAGACAGAAGUUGACAACAUUAGUCCCUCCCAGUCUAUACGCGAUGGAACGACCUUGGCUUCAAGAGGUGGAAGCUUUGAGCUUGGCUUCUUCAGUCCAGGUAGUUCCAAGAAUCGUUACUUGGGCAUUUGGUACAAGAACAUCCCAGUUAGAACUAUUGUUUGGGUUGCAAACAGAUGCAACCCCAUUAAUGAUUCUUCCGGCAGGUUGAUAAUGAACAGCACAGGACAUCUUGUGCUGUUAGGUCAGAAUAAGAGUGUUGUUUGGUGGAUAAGCUCAGCUAAACAUGCCCCAAGUGCAACGGUAGAGCUUUUAGAUUCUGGGAAUUUAGUACUAAGAGAUGCAGGAACCUAUUUGUGGCAAAGCUUUGACUAUCCUUCUGAUACGUUGUUACCAGGAAUGAAGAUGGGAUGGGACUUGAGGACAGGUAUAAAACGGAGUUUCUCAGCGUGGAAAAAUUCAGAAGACCCGUGUCCAGGAGAUUUCACUUAUGGGAUUGAAAUGGAACGUGAUACUUAUCCUGAGGCAUAUGUUCGGAAAGGCACUGCAAAAUACUAUCGUACUGGCCCAUGGAAUGGCCUGAGAUUCAGUGGUUCACCAGAAUUAAGGCCUAAUCCACUUUAUAGUUUCGAAUUUGUCUAUAAUGAUGAUGAAGUGUACUACACGUACAACCUUCAAAAUAAGUCUGUAAUCUCAAGAAUAGUUUUGAACCAAACCACAAGUACUCGUGAUCGCUUUACAUGGAUUGAAGCAGAUCAAACUUGGAGGGCCUAUUCAUCAGUACCAAGAGACUUGUGUGAUCAUUAUGGCCUCUGCGGAGCCAAUGGAAAGUGUAUCAUUGGUGAGAAUCCUGUCUGCCAAUGUCUAAAAGGAUUCAAGCCCAAGUCUCAAGAAAAAUGGAAUUUGACAGACUGGUCUCUAGGAUGUGUGCGCAAUAAACCGUUAAGCUGCCAGGAAAGAUAUAAAGAUGCGUUCAUCAAAUUUGUUGGCUUGAAACUGCCAGAUACUACACAUUCUUGGGUGAGCAAAAGUAUGAAUCUUAAGGAAUGCAGAACUAAAUGCUUGAAAAACUGUUCCUGUAUGGCUUAUACAAGCUCAGAUAUCAGAGGAGGAGGUACCGGCUGUGCUAUCUGGUUUGGUGAUCUAAUAGAUAUCAGGCAGUUUGUGGCUAGUGGACAGGAUCUGUAUAUUCGUAUGCCAGCCUCAGAGUUAGAAAAUGGAGGUAAAGUGAAGACAGCAAUGACAAUAAAAGUUUCUGUAGCAGUAAUGUUUUCUGGAGUGGUAUUCGUUGGAUAUUACCUUCACCGAAACAGGAGAAAAUUAAAAGAUAUAGGCGAAACAAAUCAGAACAAUGAAGGGGAACUAAAGGAAGACCUGGAGCUCCCGCUCUUCAACCUGACCACAGUAAUAGGUGCCACAAAUAACUUUUCAAACGAUAACAAGCUCGGAGAAGGUGGAUUUGGACCCGUUUACAGGGGGACACUACCAGAUGGACAAGAAAUUGCUGUGAAGAGGCUUUCAAGAAGUUCUGGCCAAGGAUUGAAUGAGUUCAAGAAUGAAAUUAUACUGUUUUCCAAGCUCCAGCAUCGAAAUCUUGUAAAGCUUCUUGGAUGCUGCAUUCAAGGAGAGGAGAAAAUGCUAAUUUAUGAAUACAUGCCCAACACAAGCCUGGACUCCUUUAUUUUUGAUCAAAUGAGAGAAGAAUUACUGUUAGAUUGGCCUAAACGUUUCCACAUUAUUUGCGGAAGCAGGGGUCUCCUCUAUCUCCAUCAAGAUUCCAGGCUAAGGAUUAUUCAUAGAGAUCUCAAAGCAAGUAAUGUUUUACUUGACAACGAAAUGAAUCCAAAAAUUUCAGACUUUGGCUUGGCUAGAAAAUUAGUUGGAGGAGAUCAGACGGGUGGAAAUACAAACAGAGUGGUUGGAACAUACGGUUACAUGGCACCUGAAUAUGCUAUCUAUGGGCUGUUUUCUGUCAAAUCUGAUGUCUUUAGCUUUGGUAUUUUGGUGUUGGAGGUCAUAAGUGGAAGGAAAAAUAAGGGAUUCUACCAUCCAAACCACAGUCAUAACCUUAUUGGACAUGCAUGGAUAUUAUGGAAUCAAGGGAGGCCUUUAGAACUGAUUGAUACGCGUUUAGGAAGCUCGUAUACUCUAUCAGAAGUGUUACGUUGCAUCCAUGUUAGUCUUUUAUGCGUGCAACAUCAUCCUGAGGAUAGACCAACCAUGGCAUCUGUGCUUAUAAUGUUGGGAAGUGAGAUUCCCUUGGCUCAGCCCAAGCAACCUGGUUUCUUUAUAGAAACGGAAUCACUUGAAGCAGGCGUUUCUCCAGUUGACAGCAUUAGUCCCUCCCAGUCUAUCCGUGAUGGAACGACCUUGGUUUCAAAAGGUGGAAGCUUUGAGCUUGGUUUCUUCAGUCCGGGUAGUUAUGAGAAUCGUUACUUGGGAAUUUGGUACAAGAACAUCCCAGUUAGAACUGUUGUGUGGGUUGCAAACAGAUGCAACCCCAUUAAUGAUUCUUCCGGCAUCUUGAUGAUAAACAGAACAGGACAUCUUGUGCUGUUAGGUCAGAAUAAGAGUGUUGUUUGGUGGAUAAGCUCAGCUAAACAUGCCCCAAGUGCAACAGUAGAGCUUUUAGAUUCUGGGAAUUUAGUACUAAGAGAUGCAGGAACCUAUUUGUGGCAAAGCUUUGACUAUCCUUCUGAUACGUUCUUACCAGGAAUGAAGAUUGGAUGGGACUUGAGGACAGGUAUAAAACGGAGUUUAUCAGCUUGGAAAAAUUCAGAAGACCCGUGUCCAGGAGAUUUCACUUAUGGGAUUGAAAUGGAACGUGAUACUUAUCCUGAGUCAUAUGUUCGGAAAGGCACUGCAAAAUACUAUCGUAGUGGCCCAUGGAAUGGCCUGAGAUUCAGUGGUUCACCAGAAUUAAGGCCUAAUCCACUUUAUAGUUUCAACUUUGUCAAUAAUGAUGAUGAAGUGUACUACACGUACAACCUUCAAAAUAAGUCUGUAAUCUCAAGAAUAGUUUUGAACCAAACCACCAGUACUCGCGAUCGCCUUACAUGGAUUGAAGCAGAUCAAAGUUGGAAGGCCUAUUCAUCAGUACCAAGAGACUUGUGUGAUAAUUAUGGCCUCUGUGGAGCCAAUGGAAAGUGUAUCAUUGAUGAGAAUCCAGUCUGCCAAUGUCUAAAAGGAUUCAAGCCUGUGUCUCAAGAAAAAUGGAAUUUGAUGGACUGGUCUCUAGGAUGUGUGCGCAAUAAACCAUUAAGCUGCCAGGAAAGAUAUAAAGAUGGCUUUGUCAAAUUUGUUGGCUUGAAACUGCCAGAUACUACACAUUCUUGGGUGAACAAAAGUAUGAAUCUCAAGGAAUGCAGAACCAAAUGCUUGAACAACUGUUCCUGUAUGGCUUAUACAAGCUCGGAUAUCAGAGGAGGAGGUACUGGCUGCGCCAUCUGGUUUGAUGAUCUAAUAGAUAUAAGGCAGUUUUCAGAUGCUGGGCAGGAUCUGUAUAUUCGAAUGUCGGCUUCAGAAUUCAAAAGUGGUGGUAAAGUGAAGACAGCAAUGAUAAUUGCAGUUUCCUUAGCAGUAGUGUUUUCUGUAGUGCUUUUAGUUGGAUAUUACCUUCGCCACAACAGGAGAAAAUUAAAAGAGAUAGGUGAAACAAAUAUGAACAAUGAAGGGGAACCAGAGGAGGAUCUGGAGCUCCCGCUCUUUGACCUGCCCACAGUGGCUAGUGCCACAGAGAACUUUUCAAGCGAUAACAAGCUCGGAGAAGGUGGAUUUGGACCCGUUUACAGGGGGACACUACCAGAUGGACAAAAAAUUGCUGUGAAGAGGCUUUCAAGAAGUUCUGGCCAAGGAUUGAAUGAGUUCAAGAAUGAAAUUAUACUGUUUGCCAAGCUCCAGCAUCGAAAUCUUGUAAAGCUUCUUGGAUGCUGCAUUAAAGGAGAGGAGAAAAUGCUGAUUUAUGAAUACAUGCCCAACAGAAGCCUGGACUCCUUUAUUUUUGAUAGUGUGAGAGGAGAACUACUGUUAGAUUGGCCUAAACGUUUCCACAUUAUUUGCGGAGUUGCUCGGGGUCUCCUCUAUCUCCAUCAGGAUUCCAGGCUAAGGAUUAUUCAUCGAGAUCUCAAAGCAAGUAAUGUUUUACUUGAUAAUGAAAUGAAUCCAAAAAUUUCAGACUUUGGCUUGGCUAGAACAUUAAUUGGAGGAGAUCAGUCUGGUGGAAAUACAAACAGAGUGGUUGGAACAUACGGUUAUAUGGCACCUGAAUAUGCUAUUGAUGGGCUGUUUUCUGUCAAAUCGGAUGUAUUUAGCUUUGGUAUUUUGGUGCUGGAGGUCAUAAGUGGAAUGAAAAAUAAGGGAUUCUACCAUCCAAACCACAGUCAUAACCUUAUUGGACAUGCAUGGAGAUUGUGGAUUCAAGGAAGGCCUUUAGAACUGAUUGAUACGUGUUUAGAAAGCUCAUGUACUCUAUCGGAAGUGUUACGUUGCGUCCAUAUUAGUCUCUUAUGCGUGCAACAUCAUCCCGAGGAUAGACCAAGCAUGGCAUCUGUGGUUAUCAUGCUGGGAAGUGAGAUUGCAUUGGCUCAGCCCAAACAACCUGGUUUCUUUAUAGAAAAGGAAUCACAUGAAGUAGGCUCUUCUUUAGGUAAUCAAACAUCUUCAACAAACGAAAUAUCGAUUACACUUUUGGAGGGCCGUUAAAGAAUCGAUUAAUUCAUGGUAUAUAGGUUCAUGCUGCUUUGUUUACUUGUUGUGCCUACUUUCAAAACAAGCAACUUAGGAAAAGUUUGAUAACCAUUUCAAUUUUAAUUUUUAGUUUUCAUUUUUUGUGCUAGAGUAUAGAGGAAAAAGAGGGAGAAUGAAAGUGAGAAUGAGAGUGAAGAUGGGAUUGACAGGGCCCUUAGUUUAUAGAUCGAAGUGAUUUGAGGUAUUGAACAAUAGAUAGGUUGGGUGAUAAAGACCAUUUAGCUAUUCAUGUCAUACUACAUGUAUAUGCUACCAACUAAUUUCUCAACGGACACUUUUGAACAAAGCAGCAAGGUUAUCUUGAAGCAUGAAUAUGUGAAUUCUUUGUUUUAUGAAAUUUUCUUAAUA
Molecule: messenger RNA, 5464 nt
Organism: Prunus persica (peach)
Lineage: Eukaryota; Viridiplantae; Streptophyta; Magnoliopsida; Rosales; Rosaceae
Biological process (GO): protein phosphorylation; recognition of pollen
Molecular function (GO): ATP binding; protein serine/threonine kinase activity
Source: RefSeq, a predicted model, not a curated record